AUGUGCGAGGAAAUCAGCUACGAUGAAAUCUACAUGCCUAGCGAGCUGGAUGGAGGAAGUAAUGGAGGAACUAGACGUCCGAGUACAGACGCUGAAGUUGAAACAUCUAAACCUGAGGAUGAAGAUGAUAGGGAGCCAGGAGAAGUGACGGAGGAGAAAAUGAAAAGUGGUACUCAUCCUCCUGAAGAGGUAAAUUUGUUCAUAUAUUUAACUGUAUCAGUCACUUCAAAGAAGAUGGGCUCUCAAAUUGAUGUCCUUUGUUCGAUUUUGUGA
Messenger RNA from Strongylus vulgaris, 273 nucleotides. The record is from the annotation of a GenBank genome assembly. Lineage: Eukaryota; Metazoa; Nematoda; Chromadorea; Rhabditida; Strongylidae.